Bursaphelenchus xylophilus (pine wood nematode) is the source of this 1575-nucleotide messenger RNA. Lineage: Eukaryota; Metazoa; Nematoda; Chromadorea; Rhabditida; Aphelenchoididae. The record is from the annotation of a GenBank genome assembly.
AUGUCGAUCGCCAGCCAUUACCAUGCGCAUAAGCCCAAUGUGCCCAUUAUUAUGGAAGAUGUGUUUGGAUGGGUCAAGGAAGGAAAUGCUUUUCAAGUCCGAGUAUGGCUUGACGAUUCAGAACACGAUCUGAAUAUUGGGUAGGAAGCCUUCUUUAAACAUUACGAUGGAUUUAGUGACGAUCACGCCUUUUCGCUUUUGCACUGGGCUUCCAAAGAAGGACAUCUCAGUAUAGUCGAUCUGUUACUGGCCAGAGGCGCCCGAGUCAAUGCUACAAAUAUGGGAGAUGACACCGCACUUCAUCUGGCUUCGGCCCAUGGACAUCGACAAAUUGUGGUCCGACUCAUUACUAAAAAGGCCGAUGUGAAUGCAGCUAAUGAGCACGGUAUGACACCAUUGCAUUACGCAGCAUUCUGGGGAUUCGAGCAGAUUUGCGAGGAUCUUAUUCGGGCAGGCGCAUACGUCAAUAUUUGCAACAAACGGAAUCUAACCCCUCUCGAUGUAUGUCAGCCACAGAUCCGACAAGCUGUAUACGGUAGGAUUAAAUUCUUAAAAUUUCUAACUUCAGAUGUACAGAAAUUGCUCUCGAAAAUGGACAAAACGCAAAUCAAAAGGUUCCAUUCAGAGACGAUGGAUGGAAGAAUACAAAGACACGAACCAGAGAAGCAACUCUCUCACGAUACACAGGAGUUGACAUUCAGAGUCUCGCUUUCCAGAAACCAAUUGCACAAUCUCAUUCCGGAACUUUGUAUCGAGGAAAAUGGCAGGACAAUGAUAUUGUGGCCAGAGUUCUUAACGUUGCCGAAGUAACCGCCAGAAUCUCCAGAGACUUCUCCACCGAAUUCCCAUCACUAAGGUAAAACAGAUUAAGCACACACAUACCCCUUGUAUAUCUUCAAAAGAACCUAAAACUUUCAGAAUCUUCGCAUGUCCCCAAAUUUGCCCACUCCUGGCCGCCGUCAACCAACCUCCUCAAUUAAUUCUAAUCAGCCAAUACAUGGAGUUUGGUUCCCUUUACAAUGUUCUUCAUGAGCAGACAAAUGUUGUCAUCGAUCAUACACAAGCUAUCAGAUUUGCCCUGGAUAUUGCCAAAGGAAUGAGUUUUCUGCACUCUCUGGGCUCUCCAAUUCUCAGGUACUACCUCAGCUCUAAGCACGUUGUAGUAGAUGGGGAAUUAAAUGCCAAAAUAAAUAUGGCUGACACCAAAUUCUCAUUCCAAGAAGUCGGCAGACUCUAUUCUCCAGCAUGGAUGAGUCCCGAGGGUAAGCGGUCACACAAAAACACAAUGAACUGAUUUCAGCACUACAACGGGCACCAGAAGAUCUAAACAUUCGUGCAGCUGAUAUGUGGAGCUUUGGUAUCCUUUUAUGGGAAUUAAAUACUCGAGAAGUCCCAUUCGCCGACCUAUCCCCGAUGGAAACUGGAAUGAAAAUAGCUCUAGAAGGCCUUCGAGUGAUGAUCCCGCCUGGGAUCUCAAGGAAUAUGUUCCGAUUGAUCAACAUUUGUCUGAACGAAGACCCGGGCCGUCGGCCCAACUUCGAUCAAAUCAUUCCAAUCCUCGAAAAGAUGGCCUGA